UUCCAAAAUGUCAAUAGAACGUUGAUGUGUGAGAUAAUCAUACGUUGAUAUGUUAUAAAGUUUUGUUUUGUAAAGUGAACCUAAUAGUUGCUAUUUCAGCCAGCCGCGUCGCUGGCAGGCUGGGUCGAUCCUGUUGUUAUCCAGAAUAUGAAUUCCCUGACAACUAUCUAAAUUAGCUAUAAUGGCUGGCUAGCUGGUAGCCCACCACCAACUGCUUUUAGCUACGCAACUGGUUUGAAAACGAUAGAUAGUUACCCAAUGUAAUUUGUUUUAAACACGCAGACUGCCAGGCUAAGUGUCUGGAUGUUCAUCAUUAUAAAAAUAAUAAAUUAAUCAUAAUUUGGAAGCGCAGUUUGUUUGUCUGACUGACUAGUUACUAUAGCUAGUUAGCACAGCCACAAUGUCAUUUAUUAUUGGAAUAUUAUGGCUACAUUUACACAGGCAGCCCAAUUCUGAUAUUUUUCCCCACAAAUUGGUCUUUUCACAAAUCAGAUAAGAUAUUUUGCCAACAAUGGGCAAACAAAUCAGAAUUGGGCUGCCUGCCUCUCAAGGUAAAUUCUGUUCACGACAUCUGACGUUCUCCUCCAGUUAGGCAUGUCACAGUUUUUGUCCAAAUAAUGCCUUGUUUGAAAUCUGACCCAUCCCUUAAAUGAAUAAACUCACUAUGGAGGGAGUGAGGAUUUUGGCAUCAAAUUUGAUGCUAAUAGAUCAUGUGACCAUGGCAAAUUCCACCUACACCUGUUUUACAGGUCAUGUCAUGUGAUGGCCAUUAUUUGCUCCACAUCAGGGGCAUGCUGGUAGCACAUAUGUCAGAGGUACACACACAGCUUUUCUAGUUGCGGUUGAUACAUUUUUGUGAUGCAUGAGGCUACAGUGAUUGGUCAACAAUAGGGAUUCUUCAAUAAAGUCCCAGACCAUGAACUAUGUGGGGCAGCUGGCGGAGACUGUGUUUGUGACGGUCAAAGAACUAUACCGGGGCCUGAACCCAGCCACGCUCACGGGGGCCAUCGAUGUCAUUGUGGUGCGUCAGCCCGACGGCAGCCUCCAGUGCUCUCCGUUCCAUGUGCGCUUUGGCAAGCUGGGGGUGCUACGCUCCAAGGAGAAAGUGGUGGACAUCGAGAUCAAUGGGGAGCCAGUUCACCUGCAAAUGAAACUGGGGGACAAUGGAGAAGCUUUUUUUGUGGAGGAAAAUGAGGAUUUUGAGUCCAGAGUGCCAGCCCACCUCUGCACGUCGCCCAUCCACAUAGAGCUGCUGGAGGUGGCUGAGGAAACCUUAGAGGGGCUCCCCAGUUCCGGAAGCACACGAAGGAAAAAGAGGCGGCGAGUACGCAUACGCUCCGACUCCCACCUAAGAGAAGAUGGUAGCUCCUCGUCCGACGAGAGGGAAAGAGAGAGGGAGCAGUCAGGAGAACAGGAGAGCCCCUCCAAAGAAGAGCCCAGCACGCCCAUGCUCGCCAGUAAGUCUGUGUACUUCUCGCUGUCCGAGGAGCCGCAUGAAGAGUUGGUGGCCGUGCAGACCAGGGACGUCCACCCUCACUCUGAUGGAGAGUGGUCCCCCUCAGAGAGUGUGUUCUAUAGUCGUCCUUCCUCCCCCAAGAGUGACUCUGAGCUACUGGUGAAGCCUCCGGAGUCUUCAGGGCCUCAGAUGCAGUGGAACUGGGGUGGCUUUCCUGAGAUGUGUCCAACGGAGAGAGGGAGGGUGGAGGUGCAGCAUGUCUCCGCUGGCAUCCACUGCUCGGACAGCUCCCACUUCCGCACCAUCCAGCGGCAGGACUCCUUCGACAUGGGCCUGGAGCCCGGGGUCAGCUUUGUCCAGCUUUGUCCAAGCAGUAGCGUGACGGUGGUGGUCAGGCCCACGCCCAGGACCGGACCAGCGGUCCAACCCACAGAAAGUUCCUGCAUAGACCUGGCGAGAGCCUCCAAUAUGACCCACUCCACCCCGAAUCACCACACCUCAGAGCUCUUCUCAGAACCGCUAACAUUGGCAUCGUUAGUGAUGGCUAGCAUAGAAUCGCCCCAAGCCCCAGGGCCUAGAAAAACAAAAACGCAGCCACAAGUAGAGACCCAGCAGGCAGGGGAUGAAGUAGCCGAGGAGUCCCCAUCCAACCCGGAGCUGGAAGACUCCAGAAACUCCCUGGCUAACACAAUUAGCAUGGCCAAUGUAGACAACACUGAUAGACAAGCUAGCGAAGAAAGCACAGCAAAUGUUGAAUGUGUAGCUAACAACAUUGUUAGCCAAGUUGAAAACUGUAUAGACACACAUAUCCCAUCCAUAAAAGGUAGCAAAGCUGGCACAAUCAGCGCAGACAGGCUAGCUAGCGACAGCACAGCUGCUUUAGCUAACAAGGCUAGUUUGGCUAACACAACUAGCUAUGCCAGUGCAGCUAACUUAGGUCUCAUUYCCACAGAGUAUCUGGGUAGCAGAGCACAACCAGAACAGCACAGUGCCUUUCCAGAACCCAAUGGACAAGGGACAGAAGUUGUCUUGAGUGAGGGUGACAGCGGGAUUGAGCCCUGCACCGAGGGAGGGGAGGAGACAGAGAACGGCUCUGCAAUGACGGACAAAGCCACAGACGGCUCCCUGACCAAUCAGGCUGCAGAGAGUGUCGGAGUGACAGACUUGUUAGCCACUGAGGCUCUGGGGGAGGAGCAGUCUAGCUCAGCAGAGCACCAGGACAAGAAGAAAGGUAAACGCAGUCAGCACCUUGGACCCUCCGACAUCUACCUGGAUGACUUGUCUAACCUGGACCCAGAGGUGGCAGCUCUCUACUUCCCACCUAAAAAUGAGGCAGAAGGAUGCUCACGGCUCGGUGCGGAGGAAGGGUCCGGUUCUGGUAACCAGUCUCCCCAGUCGGUGGGCAGUGGUGCCAUGGACAGCGGCACAGAGUACCUGUCCGACUCUACCACCAACCACAUGGACGUUAGCAUGUCCCUUUGCGGUCGCACCGGCCACACCAGUCAAAUCAACAAAGAUCAGUUUAUGGAGCACGUUGUGAACUACCAGGAUUUGGUGAGCAACCCUGGAAUCAUCGAAGAUCCAAACCUGGUUAUCUGCAUCAACUCAAAGUAUUAUAACUGGGCAGUGGCUGCCCCUAUGGUUCUGUCAAUGCAAGUUUUUCAAAAGAAUAUACCAAAGAGUGCCAUUGACCAGCUGGUGAAGGACAAGAUGCCCAAAAAGUCUGGCCGCUGGUGGUUCUCCUGGAGGAGGAAGGACAUGGACACUAACUCAAACCAGACUGGAGAGAACUCUAAGCAGGACCAAGAGGAGGCACAGACCAAGUAUGAUGUCUCAACCUCUGUGUCUGUCACUGGUCCCUCAACAACCAUACUGGCGACUCUGGAUGACCUGACUAGUGACGAGGAGGCGGGCCUAGGCAGAGUGGGCAACCUAUCAUCAGAGACCAUAGAGACCAUAAACACUGCCCAGUGUUUUAGCCAAAUGUACCGCAAGUCCCUACGCCUCACCUCCGAACAGAUAGAGCGGUUGAAACUGCGUGAGGGGGCCAACAAGGUUAUGUUCAGCGUAACCACUCAGUACCAGGGCACCUGUCGCUGCGAAGCCGCCAUCUACCUGUGGAAUUGGGACGACCACGUCGUCAUCUCAGACAUCGAUGGCACCAUCACAAAGUCUGAUGCCCUGGGUCAUAUCUUACCUCAGCUGGGGAAAGACUGGACACACCACGGCAUUGCCCGUCUCUACCACAAAAUCCACCAAAACGGAUACAAGUUCCUCUACUGUUCGGCGCGGGCCAUCGGCAUGGCUGACAUCACCAAGGGCUACCUGCAGUGGGUGAACGACAAAGGCACCGUCCUCCCCAAGGGCCCCGUGCUGCUGGCCCCCAGCAGUUUCUUCUCUGCCCUGCACAGAGAGGUGGUAGAGAAGAAGCCGGAGGUGUUCAAGAUCGCCUGCCUCACCGACAUCCGAGACCUGUUCAACCCCCAGAGGAAGCCCUUCUAUGCAGCCUUUGGCAACAGAACCAAUGAUGCCAAUGCUUAUAAGGAAGUGGGUGUCCCUGACACCAGGAUCUUCACUGUGAACCCCAAGGGUGAGCUCAUUCAGGAGAAGAACAAAGGGAGCAAGUCCUCGUACACUCACCUGAGCGAGCUGGUGGAGCACUUCUUCCCUAUGAUCUCUGAGGAUGGGAGGUCGUCCUCCUUCGACUGCCCCGAGUUCAGUCACUUCUCCUACUGGAGAGAGCCCCUACCACCACUGGACCUGUCCACUCUGGAUUAGACACACACACACACACACACACACACACUGGACCUGUCCACUCUGGAUUAGACACACACACACACUCGCCACUGGACCUGUCCACUCUGGAUGAGACACACACAC
Molecule: messenger RNA, 4339 nt
Organism: Salvelinus sp. IW2-2015
Lineage: Eukaryota; Metazoa; Chordata; Actinopteri; Salmoniformes; Salmonidae
Source: RefSeq, a predicted model, not a curated record